GACAUCGUGAGAAGGUGUGUUUCCGGAAGACGUGGCUGUAGCUGCUGCAGAGGCAGCUGUCAUCAACAUUAUUACUGUUAGAGAGGAGAGCUAACAUAGUUUAACUCUCAUUAUUUUAUUUCUGUUUAAUCUUUUAUUUCAGCGCCACAAUGAUUUCUCUAACGGACUCCCAAAGUAAGACUUUUUAUUAUUAUUAUUAUUAUUAUAUUUAUGAAUCUUCUUCUUCUUCUUCUGUGUUUUUCUAACCGGCUCUGAUGUUAGAGGAUGCUAACAGCAGUUAGCUCUCGGUGCUGAGGAACAAACUUCCCUCUCUGUGUGUUUUUGACCGGAUAAAAACAGAAAAACACUCUGACGCUGACACUGAUGUUUGUCCUGUUAGUCUGUGAUAAUCAAAGAAGUGAACAAGUUUUUUAAUCUUUGUGAAGAAAGUGAGAAAAACACGGAGCUGCUGCCGUUAAAGAAUAUAAACCUGAUUCAGUUUCUCUGUGGUUGUUUAACUGUUACAGAGGAGUGUGUGUGAGAGAGAGAGGGAUUUAGAUAAACAUUCACUAGUGUAUAUAUAAGGAAUAUAAAACACUCAUGUUCUGAUGUCUGAGAUUAAAACACAAUAAAUGUUUAAAUCUGCAUCUAAACUUGUCUAAGAACGAUGUUAACGAUGGUCGUGAUCUUCAUGAUCUCAGACAGGACUCUGGAGGGAUGACCUUCAUAUGAUCCUAAACCACAAUCUGACAACAGCAUGGCUCUGUAGGAGAAGAGUCCUGACUGAUGCAGUCCUGACUUGUUCCCCAUUGAAAACAUUUGAAGUAGGGCUGGGCGAUAAAACGAUAACGAUAUAUAUCAAAAAUUAGUUUCCCUCAAUAUCAGAAUAAAACAUGAUCAAUAUGCUUAUCAAUAGUCGUCAUUCUGCCAUGUUUUGGUCGACUAUACGAACAGCCAAUGAAAAGGGGAGUUUCUCCGGGUCUGAACCAAUCAUGUUCUGAAUUAGAACCAAGUAUCAACCAACUGCAGCGUCGUAGCAGACAGCAGCUCCACCCAACCAUAGCACUUUAACAGGUGAAGCCGACAGCACUGUUGGUGAGAAACAAAGAAAAUGAGUGCUACCCCCGACAGAAAUGACCAUGAAGGCUCAACAGAUGACCACAUCAAUGUCAACCACAACACUGGCGUUAGGAAAACGUCGGUGGUGUGGAGGUAUUUUGGUUUUUGGAGGUCGGACAUGAAGCAGAGUAAUGUGGACCCUGAUAUUGAUCGAUAUCAGCUGAUAUGAACACAAAUAUCUCAUGAUUAACUUUGUCCCAUAUCACCCAGCCCUAAUUUGGAGCAUCAUGACCCCAAAAAUAGAUUUUAGUGUGUUAAUUUACCCUUUCUGUUGUGUGUGUGUGUGUGUGUGUGUGUGUGUGUGUGUGUGUGUGUGUCCUGCAGAGAUCGGUAUGGGGCUUACAGGCUUCGGCGUGUUUUUCCUCUUCUUCGGGAUGAUCCUGUUCUUUGACAAAGCUCUCCUGGCGAUUGGAAACGUGAGUUUUCGUUCCUCUGAUUUUAUCUGUGAUGCUGAGAAACUGACAGGUGUAACACCCCCCCCCAUAUCAGCAGGUCCCCACACUCUUUAAAAACACAUGGAGCUGUACGUACACGGUGGAUUUUUAUCCUACAUUUUUAAAUUGUUUGCUGUUCUGUUCUUCUGUUGUUAUCAUGAGAAGUUUAAUUAAAACUUAAACCAGGAGAAAAAAUCUUCUUUCCUUCAUAGAUAAGACUAGAACUUUAACAUAUAUUCUUCAGUUUUAUUCUAAACACAAUACUUAUUAUUAUCCUUAUUUUACUUAUGAGAACUUUGCUUAUUUGACUUUAUUAUCAUAGUAAUUUUAAUUUAGAGUCAAUCUGACUUUUAAUUUAUCGUCACAAUUUGUAUUUUUCUCUUUCUAACCCUGGUUUUCUUCAGGUACAACACCACAGACUGUAUGGAGUCCAGGGUGAACAAAAUCCUCCACCUUCGACUCCAGCGUUACAUUUCUUAUUUAAUUUUACAUUCAUUUAAUCUCAACUGUUUUUAACUAUAUAAAUCUCUUACUGAUCCUUAUCCACUUUGACUUCUUAUCCUGCUUAAUUUCAACUUGAGUUUUAAUUGUUUUAUUCAUCUACAGCUCCUAAACAAACUCGAUCACCAGAACCGCCCAAAUUCUAAAUUAGUGAGCUCGUUUUCUGCAGACCCUAACCCCUACCUGCAGUUCAUUAAUGAUCAGUUAUCAGGUCUCAUCUGGUCUCACAUCAGGACAGUCUUGAUCAGACCCUCAGGACUUAUUAAACCAGGUUUCAGACUCGUCUCUUUUAAACAAAUCUACACUUCUUUUCUGGUCCUAAAAAGCAGAUUUAUAGCAGACGGCGUUUUCUUCCUCUUUGUCGUGACGGUUCAGUGAUCAGAUACGUCAAAUGAAGCCGAUUCUUCACUCUCGAUAAAGAAAAAGCCGUUUAACGAAAAACAAAGACUGUACCUCUCUCUCACGUCCGUCUCUGUAGAUCCUGUUUGUCGCUGGACUCGCCUUCGUCAUCGGGUUGGAGAGGACUUUCCGUUUCUUCUUCCAGAAGCACAAAAUGAAGGCGACCAGCUUCUUCCUGGGGGGCGUGUUCGUGGUGCUGAUCGGGUGGCCCAUCGUGGGAGUGGUGCUGGAGAUCUACGGCUUCUUCCUCUUGUUCAGGUUCGAGGAAACAGCAGACAGACAGUUAGAGACCGCAGACCGAUGGUGGAAAUGUUCACUUCAGUUUGGUGUUAAAAUCCGUGUUGUUGAUGUUCAUCUCUCUCUCUCUCUCUCUCUCUCGUCACCUUCAGGGGGUUCUUCCCUGUGGUCGUGGGCUUCAUCAGAAGAAUACCUGUCCUGGGCUCCAUCCUGAACCUGCCCUUCAUCAGCGCUGUAAGUCCAACACAACAACAACAGCAGCUGCAGCAUCUCUGCUCCUUUGUUUUUACACCCAGCAUGGCUCUUCCUCUUCUUCUUCUUCUUCUUGGUUAUUAUAAUUAUUCACCCCCUUCAAACAAACACAACAGAUUAACCAAACCAGCCCGACCCGCUGCCCCCUCAGCCCCCUCGUAUCGUGGUUUUUAAGGUCUCACAUGCAGAUAGAUCACAUGAAGAGUCCAAACUGAGCCUCCAGAACCGUCCCUGUUCAGUCCAAGUUCUCGGACUCACAGUUGGCGCUGUGGUUACUGAGCAUGCUCCGUCCAUGCUGUUGUGUGGGAAUCUUUGUGUUGAGGUGAAUGUCUCUCUGUCUUUGUGUUUUUAUUAAAGCCUUCGUAAGGCUCUGAGGACAAUCAGCAGUCGUGGUCAGUCACUGCCGAUUUUCCCUCGCAUGCUAACAUGUUGAUCACGCUUGACAGUGUUUUUAGAGUCUCACUGUAGAAGAAGAAAAAACACCUAACUUCAUGUUUCUGUUUGACUUUGAAGGAACACACGGCAGGAGAAACAGGCUGUGAGGAUGACGUUCAGAUUCACAAACAAACUGUUACCGUAGUUUUCAGACUGUAAGGAGCACCGGAUUAUAAAGCGCAUUAAACCAAAGAAAACAGUCAAUAAGUCAAACUUAAUUUAACUCAUUCAGUAACUCUGCGAGGUGACAGUAGCUGCAGCGCUCCGACAAGCCAAAAGGAUUUCUAGUGCGCCUUAUAGUUCGAAAAAUACGGUAACUAAAUAAACUUAAUGAAGUAUUAAUGAAAUAAACUUUUAUAAAAACUCAAAGAAAUGAACUCACUACAAAAACAUGAUCGUUUACAGACUCAGUUCAGACCCAGUUCUUCGUUGAGAGGACAACUGGACUAACUUGAGACGUUUCGCCUUAGGCUGACUCCAAAAGAGUGUUACCCCCCAAUCUCCACCUCAUUCUGGACGUCGACUAAAAGGUCGUAUCCUCCGAUCGUAGCUUUCACACCAUGCAAACGGGCGGAGACGAACAAGUGAAAGGUUUUUAGACGUCAUUUCACCCCGAUGACACCAUGGAUGAGGAGAUGAUGAUUCUAGAAGUCUAGAAGUAGAUUUCCUCCUCUGGAAGGACACAAUCUACUGCUUAUAUGUCUAUGUGUCUGUCUUUAGUGAGACAACUCGUUAUCGCGCGAUGUUGGACAUUGGUUCUUGCGAUUCCUGCUGUCUGUAAUCCGCCAUGAAAUUCGCCUCACAAACGGAUCCGGCAGGAAUUGGCGGAUGGUGAAAAUCGCCGCCUUUCAGAGCCGUUCGGGAUGCGGUGGGAAUUCGGGGUUAGGUGUCAAAAGGAAGUGUGAAUCUGUUCUGUUAUAAGAUUUUACUGUCAGACGUUUUGAAUACUCAGCGAACUUUAGUCCAGUCGUUUCGAUCGUCUCCUCCUGCCGUGUGUCCCUCUAAGGUCUGCAUGUCCUCCAUCAUGUUUCCUGAUAAUGGCGCCCAUACUGUCACCUGUCUCUGUCACACCUGCAGCGUCUCCACCUGUUCACGUCUGCUCGCUCUUUGAAGCUGACAGACGCCGGCAGCUCCUCACUCGCCCUCUCUCUCUCUCUCUCUCUCUCUUUCAGUACGUGGACAAAGUCGGCGAGAGCAACACGAUGGUAUAACAGAGACUCUUUGAACCCAGAGGAGCUUUUAUAAAACCAAGUCCCAUCAGCUGAUUGAAGCAGCUAAAGGUUACCUGAUCAGACCCCCAGCCCCUCCUCCAGCAGGCAGAGACUGCUUCCUGUCUGUCUGUAAUUUCACCGCUCAGCGCCACCAAUCAAAGGUUCAUCCGAGCGCCACGCCGCCGGUCUGUUACUGCAGGGCGGAGUCACGAAGGUCACUACAAUAAAUACUCCCAGUGCUAUUGAUCCCCUCGCCAUCGAGAGCAUCUGGCAUGAAAACGGAGGAUGGAAGACGCCCCCGAAGCACCAUCGACUCCGCGUCUACGUGACUUUCCUCCUGCGAGGAGCGAGCGGACUAACACGGAUGAGCGAGCGUUGAGGAGGCGGAGCUGCGGUGUGCCAUACUGUCACGUUUCUGUGCCUGUGCUUUAACUUGAUUUGGACGAAGCUUUUCCAGUCCAGCUCUCAGUGUCUUCGCAGUAACUCUGCGACGCUUCGUUUCUCUUUGUGGCGCUUUGUGAUGUUUCCCUUCUUCUGUUACGUCAUUUCCUGUUACGGUUGGCUGAAGAGAAUUCAGGAUAAAUUAUUCUUACACUGAUUAGUGCUUCACUUUAUGUAUAUUAUGGGGUUUUACUGGUAUCUCGAAGCAUGUGGUCACACUGGACGCAGGUGUUUUUUUCAUAGAUGGUAGGGGAAGGUCCCGCCCCCCUUCGCCUCUGAUUGGUUAUUCCUUAUGGCUGUGAAACAUCGUCGUCUGUCGGGUUAUAAUGUUCUGUAAUGUUCUGGUCGAUGUUCAGAGCCGACAGCCCGCGCUCCGCCUGAGCGUGAUGAGGUUUCACAGCCAAUCAGAGGCGAAGGAGGCGGGACCUUUCUCUACCAUCCUCCACAAAAAAAAAAAAUGGCCACCUGGACGUGUCUGCACCUCGUUUUAAAUCACAGCUGGGCCCGGCUGUUUAAGAGUAAUCUGAUCAGAUUCAAGUUUUUGGAUCAAAUUAAGAAAAUAAACGGAUUGUGGAUUAAAGAUGAGAUUAGAUAAUCCAGUUUGGGUUUUGAACCGGAUUAAACCAGUUUUAGUUGGAGCCUGUUGAGGAGGGUUGAGAUCACUUUAAACCACAUUAACAGGAUGAUUCUGGUCCCAGUAUAAGACCAGAUGAACUCAACUUUAAACUGGUCACACAUACAAACUGUUUUAUUUUGGGUUGAACAGCUGAGACGACUUUUACACAAGUUUAAACAAUAUUUAAAAAAUAAGUGUUUUGACUCGAUGAAAUAUUAAAUCAAAAAGCAUUAAUAUUAAAUAAAACAGGUUAAAUCUACAGCAGCUAAAACUCACUUUCACCGGUCAGUCUGAGACACACCUGCAGAGAAGCAGAUGAUAAAACUCAGACGGGCGUUUAUGAAAACUUUCGUUUCGGCUCCAUUCUGUGGUGGCUGCGAACUGCCACUGCUGCAAAAUAAAAAAAAAAGGGAGAAAAAAGAAGUCACAACGGAAAUUAUCAAUGCAAAAAAAAAAAAGGAGAAAAGAAACUGAAGCCCGCUGCAAAUCAAAAAGAAACGGUGCAGACAAAAGGAAAACACAACAGGAGUUAACGAUGCAAAAAAAGUGCCGAUGGAAGAAAAAAAAAAAAAAAAGCCACAGCGGAAGUUACUGAUGCAAAAUUAAAAAAAAAGAAACCAAAGCCCGCUGCAAAUUUAAAAGAAACGGUGCAGAUAAAAGGAAAAGCCACAAUGGAUGUUAACGACGCACAAAAAAGUGGCAAUGGAAAAAAAAUUAAAAAAAGUUACUGACUACGAAAAUAAAAAGAUGCAAAUAAAAAAGCCACAACAGAAGUGAACUGCCGGGGAACAAUAAUGAUGAUGCACCGGUGUUUUACGAUCUUUUUAUUUUUUUUUUCGUCGUUUACUUCGUUGUGGCUUUUUUUUUUUUUGGUUUGUUUUAUCUGCACUGUUUCUUUUUUUAUUUGCAGCGGGCUUCUUUUUUUUUUUUUCUUUUUUUUCUGAACGUCACGCCUUUGUAUAAAAAAAAUCAAAGUUACCUCCAGUUUGUGUCUCUGAGCUUCAUGAAGGUCUUUCUAGACGAUCAGCUCCAGGUUUGAGUUCCAGCUGGUCCUGGUCUUUGGUUUCCACAGGAGUCCUCGAUGAAGUGGUGAGCAUGAACAACUACGAUGAAGUCCUGAAAAAACAUCCAAACUUUACAUUUUAGAAUCAAGUUUCCAAAUCCAGAUUAUUCUGAUCCAGAUUAGACCUUCUGAACAGCCGGGCCAGAAACUAAAGAUCCGACCACAGCGCCAUCUAUUACACGGUGGUCACUUGUGGUAUUGCAGCAAAAUGUUACUCAGAGUUUCUCCAUAAAGAAACUUUUCAAAUAUAAACGAUUUAAAGCCAAUUCUGUUUCUCGCUGUCACUGGAUUUUUUUUUCAGAUUUGACUCUUUAAAAAGGUGUUGUAGUCAGGAUCUGAUGAAGUUCCAGUUUUAGGAGAGAUCUUGAAUGUAAACUCGACCCCUCACAACCAGUUUUCCCCUCAAGCCCCGCCCACAAACAGACGCUCCUGCUCGCUCGUAUCGUUCCAGUUAAAUUCAGAUAUAAUGCAGAUAAAUACUUCAGAUCAUUACAAAUGGGGCCCAGUCAAGGUGAAAGUCAAAAGCAUUGGUGCUACUGUAGAUGCCAACAGACUACCAGCAAACACAAUGUUUGCAGGACUUCUACAACGAGGAUAAAGUGACAUAGUCCAGGACCCGAGGGAGGACAGUUUAGCGAUGGCGCUACAACACGCUACAGCAGGUCCGUUUGACAAGAAACACUUCUGUUACAGACACUUGUCUUACUUUGUUAAAGCGGUUUACCUGUCCAGCAGAAAGGUUACAGGGUCACCAAGAUCCCCAAGCGUCCCCCAUCGUUUAUGUUGACCCGGCUUUUUAGCUCUUGUCCGGUCUACCUCCGUUUUAAGCGCCCGUUAUUCCUCCAGAGUCUCCGGUAUUUACUUUGUUUUCUUGCUUGUGUCGGCAGUCGUGGCCAAAGGAGGAUUCAGACAAUUUUCCGAACUUUCUGGUUGGUUUCUACUGUCCGAUAUUGUAGCACGCUAACUUUGUUUGGGCUCCUGAACGACACGGGGGAGCAGCGUCUGCCUCACAACCAAUCAGGUUAGAGGAGGUGGAGAACGGCUUUGUUUACAGUCAGAAAGAGCGGACCGCUCAAAAAUGUUCAAAUGUUGACGACACAGACAUAAGAGAACACAGAGAUAUCGAUAUAUUACCAAAUGUCAUCAAUAACUAAUAACUAUUGACUGAUAUCAGAAGUUUUUUUCUUUUUACACCAUAAAAAAUCAGAUUCCUGUCGACUCCGCCUUUAACUGAAUCCAGAGAAACUCUUGACUUCAUGUUUUUAGAGAAUAUAUUUUAUUUAUUUCAGGUUUUAGAACAAACACUCCUGAACACUUCUGACCCGUCAACACAACAAAACAACAACUUCUCCUCACUGUGGCGCUGCAGGUCUGUUUCUUAUCGUCUAAAUGAGUUUAGUUUCUUUAUCCUAAAGUUCAGACUGCUCUGCUCUCUUUGUUCGUUUGUCUUUUUGAAGAGGAGGUCAAAUUUCUUCUUCUUCUCAUAGUCAGACAGAGAGGUGACGGUCAGUCCUCCAGCUGUGGAUCUGUUUUGUUGAGGGUGGAGCUUCCUGUGAUAAAUGACCAUGUUUUCUUGUAUGGCACUUUUGUAAAUAUACUUUAAUUCAGCUUUGUAUCUGCCAACAUGAUGGUCCUGCUCUUUAUUUCUGACUCGUCUUUGACUCUUUAUAUACAGAGAAAAACGAACAUUUGUAUUCAGAUACACUAAACACAUUUACAGAAGUUAAAAAGGGACAUUUAGAAACGCUUAAAAUAAGGAGUGGACGGAUGUUUGUAGUGAUCAAACGGUCAGCUUUAGAGUUAGACACUUCAUUCACAUUUUAGUGCAAUAAUUGAUUAAUCUAACUAGGGCUGCACGAUAUAUCGUUUGAGCAUCGUCAUCAGGAUGUACGUGUGCGUGAUAGACAACCCCGAGGAGGAAACCACGCCCCCAAACAUGGAGUGAGUCGCUGGCGCUGACGAGAAACUCAUACCCGCCGAGAAUAACUUUGUGAACAUUCCUCAUCUCUGUUUAUCCAACAAAUAAGAACUGUAUGGGUUUAAAUUUUACAUUUACGUGGACCACUCUACUGUAAGCGGUGCGCGUUUCUGAGGGGUUGCAAUUCUGGGCACAACACC
Molecule: messenger RNA, 8805 nt
Organism: Xyrichtys novacula (pearly razorfish)
Lineage: Eukaryota; Metazoa; Chordata; Actinopteri; Labriformes; Labridae
Source: the annotation of a GenBank genome assembly